Molecule: messenger RNA, 918 nt
Organism: Lineus longissimus
Lineage: Eukaryota; Metazoa; Nemertea; Pilidiophora; Heteronemertea; Lineidae
Exons: 4
Coding region: 1-918 (305 amino acids)
Source: RefSeq, a predicted model, not a curated record
AUGCCAAAUUAUUGUGUUGUCGGCAAGUGCAAGAAUCGGACCGACAGUAAACUCGGCAUUUCAACGUUCCCUUUUCCAAAAGAUAAGGCAGUUCGUAAAAAAUGGGUCAAGUUUGUUCAACGUUCGAGGCUGAACUUCGUCGAGCCUGAGCCUGGCAAUACGUCCACAGUUGUAUGCAACCGGCACUUCACGGAAGAUUGUUUUGUGGAUAUUCCUUCCUUGGAAUGUGCCAUUGAGGCGGACUACCAUACAAAAAGACCUCCUAGAAGAAAGCCUGAUGCAGUACCAACAAUCCUUUAUCCUAUUCCUGGCCUUGGCGCCCCUGACCCUGUCCCUGGCCCUGCCACUCCCAGAAGAAGUGAGCAGAAUGUAGGUCGAGCAGCAGCAUCGAUAAGGGCACGCAAACGGACUGUUAAUGAAGCCAUUGCCAACUUAAACCAACUGCAACCUGAACAAUCAAUGACUAAGAGUGAUGAUGACUCCAAGUGCUAUGAUAGUGACCCUCAGAUUGAUUUCGAGGUGCCUGCCACGCCUGCCCCCGUAGCGCCCAGUCCCAAAUUAACAAGCAUUCGACUAACUAGGUCUGAAAUUUAUGUUGUCAGCAUUCCUCCAGCAGAAAUGGUUUCGAGGGGACAUCAAGUCCGGAUGCCAUAUCGGUCAAAGGAAACGCAGACCACUAAUUUUCAACCUGACCUCACCCACACUUCAGUGUCGAUCAUGGAGGUACCAAGUACGCCUGAAGCUGCAUCUACCCCUCAGCCAAAAUACAAGAGGAAGCGUUCUGAUUCAAGUAACGAUGAGGAGACUGAGCCCUUGGCAAAGCAUUCUUUGUCAUUUGUGGAUGAUGAAACCAAGGACCCCUCUUGGAAUCCAAAUAUGUCUUUGGAAAGUGUUGCAUCUGCUAGGUAUGUUUCAUAG